UAAAGGGUGCUGCAGCUACUCCAGGAAACAGUUGCUGACCAAACCAGUCACAGACGCAUCGGACUUCAGCCUCCGUUAAUGCUGCAUGGUGGUUUCAACUUGACCUUGGUCAGACAAAAGAAGGGACCAUGUCUACCUUUGGGUACAGGCGAGAGCUUAGUAAAUAUGAAGACCUAGAUGAAGACGAACUCCUCGCUUCUCUAACUGAUGAGGAGCUGAAGGAGUUGGAGAGAGAGUUAGAGGACAUUGAGCCUGACCGGAACCUUCCAGUGGGGCACAGGCAGAAAAGUCUGACCGAGAAAACUCCGACAGGGACUUUCAGCCGGGAGGCACUGAUGGCCUACUGGGAAAGGGAAACCAGGAAACUUCUAGAAAAAGAGAGGAUGGGUGCAUGUGAAAAGGAUUCUAAAGAACAGGAGGAAGAAGAGGGAGGAGAAGAAGAUGGAGAAGAUGAAUCAGAAGAAAUUAAUGAAGCAUAUUUCACAGAAAGUAAUAGUGAAGUUUCUGAGGAGGCAUACACUGAAGAAGAUGAAGAAGAAGAGGAUAAAGAAGAAGAAGAGGGGGAGGAGGAGGAGGAGGUAGAAGAAGGUAACAGAAGAGAGGAAGAGAAGGAGGAGGAGGAGGAAGAGGAGGAAACGGAGGAAGAAAGUGAUGCAGAUGAUAGCGAAGAAAAAGAACCUGUUGAAGAAUGUAAAAAGACAAUAAACAAUGAAAGUAAAAGGAGUUCAAUAAGUAUAAAACUUAAAAACUCCAAUAACAAAACUGAAAAUGAAAUAGUUGCCAAUGGUCAUAGUGAAAAGGAUGCAGAAGACUUGAGCUACAGAAAGAGUGCCAUGCAUCCUUGUGGAAACCCAACUGUGAUUGAAGAUGCUUUGGAGAAAGUUAGAAACAAUGAUCCUGACACCACUGAAGUUAACUUAAACAACAUUGAGAACAUCACACCACAGAUGCUUAUACACUUUGCUCAGGCCCUGAGGAACAACACUGUAGUCAAAACCUUUAGUUUGGCCAACACUCAUGCUGAUGACAAUGUUGCAAUGGCUAUUGCAGGUAUGCUAAAAGUGAAUCAACAUAUAUCAAAUCUAAAUCUCGAUUCCAAUUUUAUUACAGGGAAAGGAAUAUUAGCUGUCAUGAGGGCUUUGCAGAAUAACAAGGUUUUAACAGAAUUAAGGUUUCACAACCAAAGGCAUAUAAUGGGUGGCCAGGUUGAAAUGGACAUAGCUAAACUUCUGAAGGACAAUACUACAAUUAUAAAGCUAGGCUAUCAUUUUGAGCUGGCUGGACCAAGAAUGAGUAUGACAAGUAUCCUGACAAGAAAUAUGGAUAAACAGAGACAGAAACGGAUGCAGGAGCAAAGACAGCAAGAAUCCAAUUGGAAUGGAACACUAAGUCCAAAGACCAAAGCUUUGCAAAAGGGAACUCCUGGUUCUUCACCUUAUUCAUCUCCCCGAAGUUCACCUUGGUCAUCUCCAAAACUUCCUAAAAAAGUUUCCCCCAUUCAAAACCAGACUUCUCCAAGAAGUUCACCUAGGUCAUCUCCAAAGAUUCCUAAAAAGGUGCCUCCUGUUAAAAGCCAGCCUCCAUCCCCACCACCUCCACCUCCUCCUCCACCACCACCACCUCCUCCACCUCCUCAAAUAGAGAAAAAGGUGCCAACCAGGAACAUUGCUGAGGUUAUCAAACAACAUGAAAGUGCCCAAAGGGCUGUACAAAAUAAACAGAAAAAGAAAAAAGGCAAGAAAAGCAAGAAAUAUGAGAAUGAAAUCUUGUCAGAAAUAAAAAAUUCAUUGAAGUCAAUUUCAGACAAGAAGUCAGAAGAAGGUUCACGUCCUUCUACCCGGCCUUCUACCCCAGUGAGAUGUCUCCAUACUGAUCUCAUGGAUGCAAUUCGUGCAAGCAGUAUGAAACAGCUAAGGCGGGUGGAAGUCCCAGAAGCUUUGCGAUAAAAGCAACCAGUCAGCCCAUGAAAAGGUGAAGAGGGUGAUUGCUAUGGUGGUUAGGAGAAAGGUGCCAAAUCAUUUGCAAGUAAUAAAAGAGACUAAUAUUAAGGACUUUGAAGAUGUACUCUUAGAUUGGGAAUAUGAAGAGAGAGCAAGAGCGCUGUUAAACACCAGGCAAUGCUUUUAAGCAUUUUUUUUUCAUUUGUAAAUAUGGAAAGUACUUUUUUAUUGAAUGAAAUUUAUAAGAAGAAAUAGUUUAUUUAGAUACAUUUGUUGAAAGCCAGCUGCACUUCACAGGAAAGGUUCUUUCUAAAGAGCAGUAAUUGUUCAGUGACUUAUGUUUUUGUCUGCCUUAUGAAGUUACAAUAAAGGUGGUUUGACUUUUCAA
This is a messenger RNA of Sceloporus undulatus (fence lizard), 2328 nucleotides long. It is a transcript of the gene LMOD2, whose product is annotated as leiomodin 2. The record is from RefSeq and is a predicted model, not a curated record. The coding region runs from base 129 to 1946 and encodes 605 amino acids. Gene Ontology annotation, biological process: pointed-end actin filament capping; muscle contraction; myofibril assembly. Lineage: Eukaryota; Metazoa; Chordata; Lepidosauria; Squamata; Phrynosomatidae. Gene Ontology annotation, cellular component: striated muscle thin filament; myofibril. Gene Ontology annotation, molecular function: actin binding; tropomyosin binding. The transcript is spliced from 3 exons.